AUGAAGAAAAUUGCCUCCGAACCUCCUGAGAACUCAAAAGGACACUCUCGUCAAAAAGCAGCUGGAAAACUCUUUGCCCGCGAACGAAUCAAUCUCUUCCUCGACAAAGGCACUUUCAAGGAAGUGGGUGCCGUGUCAGGGACAACUACAUGGCAACAAUUUCCAACCAAUGCAUUGCGAGAACAAGUCAAAGACUUCGUGCCUAGCAACAAUCCUCAAGGCUUCGGUAUGGUGACUUGUGGGGCUACGAAACAGCAAAGAAGGGUAUACAUCACAGCCGACGAUUUCGCCAUUCGUGCUGGCCAUGCAGACGGAUCUAGUCAUCUCAAAACUCUUUAUGGCGAAGAAACAGCACUAAAACUCAAGAUCCCUGUUGUAAAACUCGUGGAUGGAUCUUCAGGAGGUGGCAGUGUGACGACCAUAAAGACUCAGGGAUGGUCCUACUUGCCGCCUCUAACAAGUUUUCCAGCGGUGAUCAAGCAGUUGAAUGCAGGUAUACUGAAUCUGGGCGCUGUGGUGGGUCCGGCUAUUGGUCUUGGUGCUGCUCGCGUGGUGUCGACGCAUUUUUCGGUCAUGGCUGCUGAUGUGGGGAGUUUGUUUAAUGCAGGCCCUAGUGUUGUUGCGGAAGCGACGUUCGAGGAAGGUCUAACGCUAGAAGACUUGGGUGGAUGGGAAGUACACUGCCGCAAUGGAACCAUCGAUAACUUGGCCUCCAAUGAAGCAGCUGCUUUUGAGCAAUUAAGGACGGUAUUGGGAUACCUUCCCGAUUGUGGAGAUCUCCAGCAUCCUCCUGUUUUGGCAGAAGACUGGUCCGGCGAUACCACAGAUAGGCAGGACAUUAAGCUCCGCAGCAUCAUCCCAAGGAAGAAAGGAAGGAUGUACAACCCUUACACCAUCAUCACCUCCGUCGUCGACAAGACCUCCUUCUUCGAAAUCGGACGCCUCUGGGGCACAACUGCCAUCACCGGCCUCGCACGCCUCGGUGGCCGUCCCGUAGGCAUCAUCUCUAACAACUGCGAGUCCUCUACCGGAGGCGCCCUAGACCCCCUCGGCAGCCAAAAACUCACCCGCAUGAUAAAGUUCUGCGACGUGUUUAACCUGCCAAUUCUCCAAUUCGUGGAUAUACCCGGGUAUGCGAUUGGAACAAAGGCAGAGAAAGGAGCAACCAUGAAAUGGGGCGUCGAGUUGGCAAAAGCUUACUAUGCAUCCACCACACCCAUUUUUUCCGUGGUUACGAGACGCUGCUAUGGUAUUGCUGGAGGAGUGAUGAUAGAUUCGCGGUCUCCUCGCUCGCUAGUUGCAUGGCCGAGUGGAGAGUGGGGAUCUUUGCCGUUGGAAGGAGGUAUCCAAGUCGCUCAUCGGGCUGAAUUGGCUGCGAUCGCAAAAAGUCAGGGUGAAGAGGCAAUGAAGAAGAGAUAUGCAGAGUUGGAUGCACAGUAUCGACGCUUGAUGAAUCCGAUCAGAGCGGCGAAUGCGUUUGGUGUCGAGCAGAUCAUAGACCCAAAGGAUACAAGGAGUGUGGUUUGUGCUUGGGCGAAGGAUAUGUAUGGUUUGGUCAUGGUCGAGAGACUUGAAGACCGUAAAGCGAGGAGGAUCGUGCCGACAUUUACUUGA
Aureobasidium vineae is the source of this 1614-nucleotide messenger RNA. Lineage: Eukaryota; Fungi; Ascomycota; Dothideomycetes; Dothideales; Saccotheciaceae. The record is from the annotation of a GenBank genome assembly.